This is a messenger RNA of Colias croceus (clouded yellow), 2606 nucleotides long. RefSeq lists its product as uncharacterized. Lineage: Eukaryota; Metazoa; Arthropoda; Insecta; Lepidoptera; Pieridae. The record is from RefSeq and is a predicted model, not a curated record. Bases 230 to 2548 code for a protein of 772 amino acids. The transcript is spliced from 20 exons.
UCCGUGAGGAUUCCUAUAAUAUAAUAUACACCACACUCCACAGAUCUAUUAAUAAACACCCUCAGUAAACACCGCAUACCUAUUUCAGAAUAUUGUAUACCACUUGUAUACACCUGUGAUUACUUGCUCUGGCCUCUGUGGUAAUUGGUAUACACCAACACCAUUAUAAAAUCUAAUUAGCACAGUAAACAAUUUAUGCUGACGAAAUAUUCAUAACAUACUCAUAAAAAUGACCGUGAUUGCGGUGGAUGAUGUACCGCCAAAGAUGCCUUUGAAACUAUUUAUUAGAAAGCUUUCUUGGAUUGUGAAAGGUCAUUUUGAAGCCCUCGGGUUUGACUCGCAAACUAAUAAAAAUAAUAGUUCAAAGACUUGUUAUUUAAAAUUGUCGCCGAAUUUGAAUGUUGGCGAAGUUAUAAGGAGAAUCAAUGAGACACCGAGUGGAAAAUUGAGGUUCAGAGCGUUUGUACCUACAUCAGUUCCAAAUUUCACAGGAAAACCUUUAACUUUGUCAAACAAAUUGAGGAGAGUUAUACACAUACCAUUGGAAUUAUCACCAGAAGAGUGUUUUCUAAAAGUCCACAGUGAAAUUAUCACAGAACUGGUGUACAAGUUUACAGGAUUACUGAGAAUCAGUCAAAAGACAAAUCACAAGCUUUUGGAGAACAUUUGUUUUGCAGUAGCGGAAAAACUGAGACGCGUCGCUAACUCAACUAAAAUAAACAACACGCCGUUCAAAUUGAGUUCAGCGUACAGAAAGGCUCAUCCGCAUGUUGGUGAUUAUAGACUUAUCAUGUCCACUUUGCAUAUGUUGGAGGAUGCGCAGGCGCAGCCGAGGACACAGAUCAGCGAGAAGGACUUGAUGGUUGUGCAUGUUAAUCCUAAUCCUGUUGUUACACGUUUUGAGAAAAUAAAGGAUGAUACUAAUAAAUACUCAGACAGAAUAAUGAAAAGGGUGCAUGAAUACAUUAAUUCGUUAAUAACAGACUCUAAUCCGGAACAGAGUGAAGAAGAGAAAGCAAGAGUUAAUGUUAGGAAACAAUUGAAAAAAGUACAACCGUAUUUAUCAACGAUCAUCAGAGAAGUCACAGCAUCGCAAUUGGUUCCGUUGAAUAAAGCUCACAAAACUCAGGUACCAGAGCUUCCACCGAACUAUAUGAAACCGAUGAAGCAGUCUUUGUGCAACGUGCGGAUAUACAGCGAGCCAUAUUUCCCUGGUAACGAGGCAGUGAAAGGUUUUCUAAAGAAAUUUUCCGCAAGAUCGAUACACAGAGCGGACACCAUGUUUAACUUGCUUCAUGUGAAAGUCUCGCGGCAGGCGUAUAAUAAGAUGUUGGCUCAUGAUGGGACUAUAAUAGCCGUAGAUGGUGUGCCGCAAAAGUUAACAAUGAAACUUUUUAUAAGAAAGCUUUCCUGGAUUGUGAAAGGCAAUUUUGAAGCUCUCGGCUUUGAGUCGAAGAAAAACAGGCCGAAGAUUGGUUAUAUAAGACUAUCAGCCAAUUUGAAUGUAAACGAUGUUUUAAAAAGAAUCAAUGAUAGCGAGACACCAAGUGGAAAAUUAAAGUUUAAAGCAUAUGUCCCUUCGUCGGUUCCAAAUUUAUCGGCAAAACCAGCAACAUUGCCGAACAGGAUGCGCAGAGUGAUGAAUAUUCCAUUGGAAUUAACACCAGAGGAGUGUUUUAAAAAAGUUCACAAUGAAAUUAUCAAGGAAAUGGUAUACAAGUUUACAGGACUACUUAAUCUCAGUAAAAAGACGAAUCAUCAGCUUAUGGAUAAUAUUUGUCUUACGGUAGCAGAAAGACUGCGACGUGUUGCCAACUCGUCUAAAAUAAACAACCCACCGUCCAAACUUAGCUGGGCAUAUCGUAAAGCCCAUCCACAUUUUGGUGAUUUCCAAUUCAUUUUGUGCACUUUGCACAUGUUGGAGGAUGCGCAGGCGCAGCAGAGGUCGCAGAUUAGCGAGAAGGACUUGACGGUUGUGCAUUAUAAUCCGGAUGUUAUAAAUAACGUACGCCAUGAUAACGCGAGAGAAACGUGCAAUAAAUACUCGGAGAGAAUUAUCAAGAAGGUAACAGAGCACAUAAAUAAUUUAAAAACAGAAUCACACCCAGACCAGACUGAAGAAGAGAAAGCAAGAGUUAAUGUUAGGAAACAGUUGAAGAAAAUAGCGCCAUACUUGGCAUUGAUGGUCCAAGAGGUGACAAGUACACAUUUGCAGCCUGUGAAGCAAUCGUUCUAUGAUGUUAGGAUAUACGGCGAGCCAUAUUUCCCCGGGCGCGAAGAAGUUAAAGUAUUCCUAAAGAAGUUUGGCGCUAGAACUAUACACAGAUCGGAUAUUAUGUUCAAUUUGGUGAUGUUCAAACUAACACGGCAUUCGUACAUGAACAUAAUGAAUGAAGAUGGUGUUACGAUAGGAGGCUGUAAACUGAUCAUACGUGGAUCAGAUUCACCGACAUACAAGAUUCCCGAAGCGGUUUUAAAGCAAAUAUCUCUUUCGGAACCAACGCAAGAUGAAAAUAUCGUAGCUGAGGAAAAUUGGGAAGAAUGGUGAAUGUAGUGUGUAAAAUAUUGUAUAUAUAUAAGGUGUAUUAAUAAAUGAUUUUAUGUGA